Platichthys flesus (European flounder) is the source of this 2924-nucleotide messenger RNA. RefSeq names its product copine II (gene cpne2). Bases 204 to 1847 code for a protein of 547 amino acids. Gene Ontology annotation, molecular function: calcium-dependent phospholipid binding. NCBI's taxonomy places the organism in Eukaryota, Metazoa, Chordata, Actinopteri, Pleuronectiformes, Pleuronectidae. Gene Ontology annotation, cellular component: plasma membrane. The record is from RefSeq and is a predicted model, not a curated record. Gene Ontology annotation, biological process: cellular response to calcium ion. The transcript is spliced from 16 exons.
UGAGGUACAGUGUGAAUCCGGGCUGACGAGGAAUCACACCCGCGACACUGUGUCUCCCACCGGCGAACAUGGCUGCAGCACUUUUGACUCCCUCAUAGAAGAAGACAGAAGACAGAGAUUUCCAUUCCCCUGUUGUUCAUCCUUUGAAGCUGAAGAGAGAAGUUGCUUUGAUAGCAGAGGGUGAUCAGUUGUGAGUUCAGAUCAUGGCCUACACUCUGGGCUCAGCCACCGAGGGCCAGACGCUCAGUGCCGGGCCCCAGCGCUGCGUGACCCGGGUGGAGCUGUCCGUCACCGCCGCCAGCCUGCUGGACCGAGAUGUAGCGUCCAAGUCCGACCCCUUCUGUGUUCUCUUCCACGAGGUGGAUGGAAACUGGGUGGAGCUCGGCCGCACUGAAACCGCUGUGAACAACCUGAAUCCAGUUUUCGGAGUGAAGUUUCGAGUGGACUAUCACUUCGAGGAGAUCCAGAAGCUUCGCUUUGCCUUGUUCGAUGAAGACAAGUGCGCCACUCAGCUCUACGAACACGACUUCCUCGGAGAAUUCAUUUGUACACUCGGACUGAUUGUGUCCAAUAAAAAACUCCACAGACCAUUGAUCUUAGCCAAUGGGAAGCCAGCUGGCAAGGGAUCCAUUACAAUCACAGCCCAGGAGCUGUCUGACAACAGAAUCAUCACUCUGACCCUGAGUGGGCGUAAACUGGAUAAGAAGGACUUCUUCGGGAAGUCGGACCCUUACUUAGAGUUUCACAAACAAGGAGAAGAUGGUAAAUGGAUGCUGGUGCACAGGACCGAGGUCAUAAAGAACACUUUAGACCCGUCGUGGAAAUCGUUUACUGUGCCGCUCAUCUCUCUCUGCAAUGGAGAUGUGGACAGAAACAUCAAGGUUCUGUGUUAUGACUAUGACAACGAUGGAGGCCAUGAUUUCAUAGGAGAGUUUCAAGCUACGGUUUCCAAGAUGACUGAAGCCCAGAACUCAGUGGAGGUGGAGUUUGACUGCAUCAACCCCAAGAAACAGAAGAAGAAGAAGAAUUAUAAAAACUCUGGAAUUAUCAUUGUCAAGUCAUGUAAGGUGACCAGAGACUACACCUUCCUGGAUUACAUCCUGGGAGGAUGCCAGCUCAUGUUUACCGUGGGUAUUGACUUCACUGCAUCCAAUGGGAACCCUCGAGAGCCGUCCUCCCUCCAUUACAUCAACCCACUGGGCAGCAACGAGUACCUCGCUGCCAUUUUAGCUGUGGGACAAAUCAUACAGGACUAUGAUACCGACAAAAUGUUUCCUGCUCUGGGAUUUGGAGCUCAACUCCCACCAGAGUGGAAGGUGUCGCACGAAUUCGCCAUCAACUUCAACCCCACUAACCCCUUCUGUUCAGGUGUGGAGGGCAUUGCCGAGGCCUACUCCACCUGUCUCCCUCACAUCCGGUUCUAUGGCCCUACAAACUUUGCUCCAAUCAUCAGCCAUGUAGCGCGUUUCGCCGCCCAGGCCCUUCAACAAGAGAAAGCAGCGCAGUACUUCACUCUCCUCAUAAUCACAGAUGGUGUCAUCAGCGACAUGGACGAGACGCGUCAUGCCAUCGUGCAGGCGUCUAAACUACCCAUGUCCAUUAUCAUAAUUGGCGUGGGCAACGCAGACUUUGCUGCCAUGGAGUUUCUGGAUGGAGACGCCAGCGUGUUGAGGUCCAACUCAGGAGAGGAGGCUGUUCGAGACAUCGUGCAGUUUGUCCCCUUCAGGGAUUUCCGUAAUGCUCCCAAGGAGACUCUGGCCAAGUCGGUUCUGGCCGAGCUGCCUCAGCAGGUCACUCAGUAUUUCAAGCAGAGGAAUCUCCCGCCCAUCAACCCGGCCCCGGAGUGAGACGCCGUGAAGACGAGGGCCCCGCACGCUGUACCAUAGCUCAACUAAACCUGUCCUCUCCUUACUGACAAACCAGAAAGAAAACCUCCCUGCCUCUGUGUUAAAAUAAGAAGAUAGCUCAGCCAGUGUGAAUCCAUCAGAUGUGACUUUCUGUGUGUUGAAGCUUCGCAGCACAGAUCUUUGAUGAGUGUGUAACGGAUACGUGUGAAGUGAAGGCAGGCGGCAACAAGCAGGAAAGACACAAUGAAAAGGGAAAAAUAUCUUGAUUCAUCAGGACGUAGGUAAUUUGUUGUGUUUUUUGGCUUUUUGCAUGUGUGUGUCUUGUGCCUGAGACCAUGUGAGACAUCCUGACGUCCUCUCUGAGCUGAAGAGCAUCUGUGGUUGAAUCCUCUCCUGUCGUUGUGUGGAUGGUUUUUCCGGCAGCAGAUCAGACGAACUGAACCGAGCGGUGUUCCUUCACCUCCUCCGGCCGGGGGAAGCGUUUGAUCCCCUUGUCGUGCUGGAGGCGGGUUUCAGGCCCCACUGUGUUAAUGUGCUGGGCCGACUGAGGCGGGAGCUGUAGCAGCGACACAGGUUAGAUGUGAGAUACUGAGUCAAAUCCUCAGGCUCUUAAAAACACGGGGGGGGACCCAUUUUGAUUCGCUUUUGCAAAAAAUCCUUGUAUUUCUAAUGACUUCGGUUCUUCCUGCAUGUCGUGGAUAUCUACUCACUGGUUACGUUACGAUGCCGAUGAUCUCUAACGCAUGGUUUUCUUUUUUCCAGAUUCUGUAUUUAAUAGAGUUUGUACAUAUUUUAAUUGUGCGGGAAUAAAUAGAGGAAGUGUUUCAUGUCAGAGUUUUAACGAGCGGAAGCAGACAGGAAGUUUCUGAUAUGCAUGUACAGGAUAUCGAAUGUAUAUUUCUAUGAUGCUGUUCAUGUUCCGAUAAGCCGAUGUUUUUAAUGUACUUUUUAUGCAGUGCUGAAUUGUGUAAUGAAAACUGCUACUACGUGUGUUACUGUGCAUCUUUGUAAUAAAUGUGAUAAUCGUUUUAUAAAGUUGUGUCAAUGUCCACGCUCAGGUUAAUAAACUCAAGAAAA